UUCACCCAAAAAUAAUGCCUCUAAAAAUUUUCAUUUUAAUCUUGAGAAUAUCAAAAUCAAGAUCAAAAAUUUGGAUUUUUUGUGUCAAAGAUGUUUUGCUAAUUAUUCAACCUUAAAUCCUGUUCAGUCUUUAGUUUUUCCUGUUGCAUAUAAUACAAAUGAAAAUAUGCUAAUUUGUGCUCCAACUGGAGCCGGUAAAACUGACAUUGCUUUAUUGACCAUUUUGCAUACUAUUAAUUCUUAUUUAAUCCAAGUUCCUAAAUCAGUCAACAAAGGUUUUAGCAAACCAGGCGUUUUAAAUUCAGAUGAAUCUGAUGAAACAGAUGAUUUAAAUGAAAACCCAGAAUUUGAAAUAAAUCUAAACGAUUUUAAAAUUAUUUACAUUGCUCCUUUAAAAGCUCUAGCUUCUGAAAUUGUUUCAAAAUUUUCCAAAAAGUUAAACUGGCUAAAUAUAAAAACAAAAGAAUUGACUGGUGAUAUGCAAUUAACAAAAAAUGAAAUUUUGCAAACUCAAAUCAUUGUGACAACACCCGAGAAGUGGGACGUCAUAACGAGAAAAUCAAAUAGUACAGAUAAUGAGCUAAUUUCAAAAGUAAAAUUACUAAUUAUUGACGAAGUGCAUUUGUUACAUGAAGAUAGAGGCUCGGUUUUAGAAUCAUUGGUUGCAAGAACUUUGCGACAAGUGGAAUCUACACAAUCGAUGAUUAGAAUUGUUGGUUUAAGUGCAACUUUGCCAAAUUAUAUUGAUGUUGCUGACUUUCUUGGUGUAAAUAGAAAUACUGGAAUGUUCUAUUUUGAUCAGUUUUUUAGGCCAGUUCCAUUAAAACAGGAAAUCAUCGGUUGUAAAGGCAAACCGAAUUCAUCUCAGUUGAGAGAAAUCUUAAAUAGAAUAACUUUUGAAAAAUUGAUUGAAAAUAUCAGAGAAGAUAAACAAGUCAUGAUAUUUGUUACCUCCAGAAAAGAAACAUUAAAAACUUCAAGGAUUUUAAUUGAAAUGAUAAGAUCUGAAUCCUAUUCAAACUAUUUCAAUCCCGAGAUUUUUGAUCCUCAAACAUAUAACAGAUUUGAGAAAGAGAUUACCAACAAGAAUAAAAACAAUGAUUUAAAAGAAAUAUUUUUAAGCGGUUUUGGAACACAUCAUGCUGGGAUGUUAAGAUCCGAUCGAAACUUAGUUGAAAAAUUAUUUCUUAAUGGCUUUUUAAAAGUUUUGGUUUGUACUGCUACUCUUGCUUGGGGUGUUAACUUACCUGCUUCUGUAGUUAUUAUUAAAGGAACUCAGGUUUACGAUUCCAAGAAUGGUGGGUACAUGGAUAUGGGUAUUUCUGAUGUUAUUCAAAUUUUUGGUAGGGCUGGUAGGCCUCAGUUUGAAAAAUAUGGUUCUGGUAUACUAUUAACUUCAAAUGACAAAUUGGAUCAUUAUAUUAAUUUAUUGACUCAACAACAUCCAAUUGAAAGUAAAUUAGGUAAUAAAUUAGUUGAUAACUUGAAUGCUGAAAUAUCAUUAGGAACAGUAACAAACAUCAAUGAAGGUAUACAAUGGUUAGGUUAUACUUAUCUUUUUGUAAGAAUGAAAAAAAACCCUCUUGGAUAUGGAAUCGAUUGGAAAGAAAUUCACAAUGAUCCUCAAUUGAUUAAUAAAAGAAGAGAAAUGAUUAUUCAAACGGCAAGAAGAUUGCAUUCUUUACAAAUGAUUGUUUUUGAUGAAAAAUCAGGAUCUUUCAUUUCAAAAGAUUUGGGGAGAGUUGCAUCUGACUUUUAUCUUUUAAAUGACUCAAUUGAGAUCUUCAACCAAAUGUUAAAUCCAAAUGCCACUGAGGCAGAUGUGUUGUCUAUGAUCACUAUGAGUAGUGAGUUUGACAAUAUUAAAUUUAGAGAAGAGGAAGCCAAUGAAUUAACAAAGUUACUCGAAAAGGACGUUUAUUGCCAGAUUGCUAGUACUCCAGAUUCUUCACAAUCAAAAACUAAUAUUUUGUUACAAGCAUUUAUUUCCAAGGCUAGUAUUCAAGAUUCGGCACUAAUUUCCGACUGCAAUUAUGUUUCUCAAAACUCAAUAAGAAUCUGCAGAGCCUUGUUCCAGAUAGGUAUAAACAGAUUUUGGGGAGUAUUUUCUAGAGUCAUGCUUUCAAUAUGUAAAAGUAUUGACAAACGAAUUUGGUAUUGGGAUCAUCCAUUAUCUCAAUUUGAGUUGCCUCAGAAUAUCUUGAAAAACAUUCGAGCUAAGAAUGCUUCAAUUGAUACUUUGAGAGAUAUGACACACCAGGAACUAGGAGAUUUAGUUCAUAAUACUCGUUUUGGAAAACGAAUUUUUUUUCUUUUAAAUAGAUUUCCUGUCUUGCAUAUUGAUGGGGAAAUUUUUCCAAUCACAGCCAAUGUUAUGCGAGUUCAUUUAAAUAUUGAAUGCGAUUUCAUUUGGGAUGACAAAUUCCAUUCCAAGAUUGAAUGUUUUCAUUUGACAGUUGAAGAAAGUGAUAAUAUUUCCAAUAUAUUGUAUUAUCAGAAGCUAAUAAUUUCAAGAAAGAAUUUUAAAAAUAUUCAAGAGCUAGAUUUCAUGAUUCCUUUAGCCGAUCCAUUACCUCCACAAAUAAUAGUUAGAGCUGUUUCUGAUACUUGGAUUGGAUCUGAAUCAGUUCACAGUAUUUCAUUUCAACAUUUGAUUAGACCUCACAAUGAAACAUUGACAACUAAGUUGCUAAGAUUACAACCAUUGCCAAUAUCUGCAUUACAUAACAGCAAAUAUGAGUCAAUUUAUGAUUCUAAAUUUAAUUUUUUCAAUCCAAUGCAAACAAUGGUUUUUCAUACUUUAUAUCACAGUAAUUCCAGUGUAUUCGUCGGUUCACCAACUGGAUCAGGUAAGACUGUUGUUGCCGAAUUGUCAAUUUGGCAUGCUUUUAAUAAAUAUCCUGAUUCUAAAAUUGUUUAUAUUGCACCCAUGAAAGCAUUAGUGAGAGAAAGAGUAGAUGAUUGGCGAGCUCGGAUUACUCCCAAAACUGGAUAUAAAUUGGUUGAGUUGACUGGUGACUCAACUCCUGAUGUUAAUGAAGUUAGAGAAGCUAAGAUAAUUGUUACCACCCCUGAAAAAUUUGAUGGAAUUUCACGUAACUGGCAAACCCGUAAGUUUGUUCAGCAAAUUUCAUUGGUUAUUAUGGAUGAAAUUCAUUUGUUGGCCAGUGAUAGAGGUCCAAUUUUAGAGAUGAUUGUCAGUAGAAUGAACUACAUCAGUUCAAAAACUAAGAUGCCGAUUAGAUUGUUAGGAAUGUCUACAGCUGUGUCAAAUGCGAUGGAUAUGGCUAGUUGGCUAGGGAUUAAAGAAGGAUUAUUUAACUUUCCACAGUCUGUCAGACCGGUUCCUUUGCAGAUGUACAUUGAUGGGUUUCCUGACAACUUGGCAUUUUGCCCAUUAAUGAAAACUAUGAAUAAACCAGCAUUUAUGGCAAUCAAACAACAUUCUCCAAAUAAACCUGUUUUGAUUUUUGUUGCUUCUCGUCGUCAAACUAGACUAACGGCUUUAGAUUUAAUCCAUCUAUGUGGUUUGGAAUCUAACCCAAGAAGGUUUUUAAAAGUUUCUGAGGAUGAAAUAGAAGAAAUUAUCAAAAGAGUUAAAGAUGAUACAUUAAAAUUAUCGUUACAAUUUGGAAUAGGAUUGCAUCAUGCCGGUUUAGUUGAUUCUGAUAGAAGAAUCAGUCAUGGAUUGUUCCAAUCCAAUAAAAUACAAAUUCUAGUUGCAACAUCCACAUUAGCUUGGGGAGUUAAUUUGCCAGCACAUUUAGUAAUUAUUAAGGGUACUCAGUUUUUUGAUGCCAAAAUUGAAGCAUACAGAGAUAUGGACUUAACAGAUGUUUUGCAAAUGAUGGGAAGAGCAGGGCGUCCUGGUUAUGAUACAAAUGGUAUUGCGAUUGUUUAUACGAAGGAAAACAAAAAAUUGUUUUAUAAACAUUUUCUUAAUAUAGGAUUUCCAGUUGAAUCAUCUUUACACAAGGUUUUAGAUGACCAUAUUGGAGCAGAAAUAUCUUCGGGAACAAUCAAAACUAGAGAAGAUGCAAUUGAGUUUUUAUCAUGGACAUUUUUGUAUCGAAGAGCACAUCAUAAUCCAACCUAUUAUGGAAUCGAAGACGUCUCUGUUUCAGGAAUUAGUUCAUAUCUUGGCAAUUUGAUUGAUUUGACCAUAAAUAAUUUAAGAGAAUCAAAUUGUAUUAAAUUGGUGGGAGAUAAAACAAAUAAAAACCAAAUGAUUGAAAGCACUCCAUUUUUAGAUAUCUCAUCAUAUUACUAUUUAUCACAUAAAACAAUUCGAAAUUUUUUAAAUAAAGUCACUCGAAAUUCAAAUUUUGAGCAAAAUUUAAUACUACUAAGUGAAGCAGUUGAAUAUAAUGAAUUGCCUACCAGACAUGGCGAAGAGUUAAUUAAUCAUGAGAUGUCGCUACAAAUGAGAUAUUCAAUCAACGAUAUUAAAUAUAAACAGUUUGAGGAUUUUAAAAAGUUGCCCAUAUGGGAUCCGCAUAUCAAAACCUUUUUGUUGCUUCAGGCUUAUUUUACUAGAAUUGAGUUACCCAUUGCUGAUUAUUCCCAGGACACAGUUACGGUUUUGGAUCAAGCAUUGCGUAUUAUUCAGGCCUAUAUAGAUAUCUCUUCAGAAUUGGGUUAUUUAAGUACAGUUUUGAAAUUAAUUGAACUAAUGCAAAGCAUCAAGCAAGGAAGUUGGUUUGAUGAUAAUGAAAUAGGAAUAUUGCCUGGAAUGGAGAAGUUAUUAAAUGGUUUAGAAUCCGGGGAAAAUAAAGAUAUAAAGAAAAUGACAAUUAAAAAAAUAGGAAACAUGAGCAAAGAAGAUUUGGAAAACUAUCUAAUUAACGAAAUUUAUUUUGAAUUUAAAAACAAAGAAGAAAUGGAUGAUUUUUUCAAUAUUGCAUUAAGUUUACCGACUGGAAAUCUAAAAGUUCUUCCCCAAAUAAAAAACGGAUUUUUGGAAGUAGAAAUUGAUCAAAAAAAAAUUUUGAAAAAUAUGAAAAAUAACAAAAAAAAGUCUGAACUAUUUCAAAGUUAUUGUUCAAAAUUUCCUAAAUUUCAAAAAGAAUCAUGGUUUUUUAUUAUUUGCGAUUUUGAAAUUGAUGAACUAUAUUUGAUAAAGAGAUGUCAACCACAAAAAUACAAAACAGGUAAUAGAGUGUUUUGUAAGUUUGAGAUUCCAAAAGAAAUUUUUGAUAACGAAUUAGAUAUUAUUUGUGUUAAUGAUGGAUUAAAAAUUGAAUAUAGAACAAAGCAUUUGUUUAUUAAUUGAUGUAUAUAUAAUUAAAAAUCUAUUAAUUUU
This is a messenger RNA of Ascoidea rubescens DSM 1968, 5302 nucleotides long. It is a transcript of the gene SLH1, whose product is annotated as RNA helicase. Gene Ontology annotation, molecular function: ATP binding; nucleic acid binding. NCBI's taxonomy places the organism in Eukaryota, Fungi, Ascomycota, Saccharomycetes, Ascoideales, Ascoideaceae. The annotation marks the transcript as partial. The transcript has a single exon. The record is from RefSeq and is a predicted model, not a curated record.